Messenger RNA from Octopus bimaculoides (California two-spot octopus), 4646 nucleotides. Its product is annotated as zinc finger protein 208. Lineage: Eukaryota; Metazoa; Mollusca; Cephalopoda; Octopoda; Octopodidae. The record is from RefSeq and is a predicted model, not a curated record.
UUAAUAUUUUAUGUUGAUUUCCUGUCCCUGAAUUUCUCGUAAUUAGUUGAUAAUACAUUUAUAAUAGUUAUAAUGUAUUUUCCAACUACCAGAUCCACACAUAUCUAACAACUCUAUCCUUUAUGAAUCAUUUCCAUCACAUUAAAGACAUCCUCAAUAUCUACUGUGUUUUAAAGAUGAGAAGAAAAUAUUAUACUAAACGGUUGUAUAACAUUGUUUCUGAAAGUCUGUGGAAGAAUUCUUAUGAAACAUUAGCUCUGGAAUAAUAAUAAUAUUAGUCAAAUUUGUGAACCUCCCUGCCUAGAGUGUCAAGAGGAGGAGCCUGUGUGCUCAUUGAAGUUGGAUACAUUUAUGUAGAUGUUGCUAAAUAAAGUUAACACAAGACAGAAAAAUAGCAAUAAAUGUGUUUGCAAGGAAUACAGUAUGAGAGCAAAAGCAAGAAAAAUAUAUAAACUGAGAUUUAAGAGGAAAAGUAAUGGAAAAGAGUGAGAAAAUUGCAGAAUUGAUUUCCUCUGAAUGCAUAAGAAAUGAGAUCAUAUGGCUGUGAUAUCUGUACAACAUCCUUCUUUUAAAGAAAGUAACCUAAUUAUGCACAAACGUACUCAUACAGGAGAGAAACCAUAUCGUUGUGAUAUCUGUGGUAAAUCAUUCUCUCAAAGUAGUGACGUAUCGAGACACAAACGUAUUCAUACAGGAGAGAAACCAUAUCAUUGUGAUAUCUGUGGUAAAUCAUUCUCUGAAAAUACUGACUUAACAAAACACAAUAGUAUUCAUACAGGUGAAAAACCGUAUUGUAAUAUCUGUGGUAAAUCAUUCUCUAACAGUAGUCACUUAUCUAGACACAAACAUAUUCAUACAGGACAGAAACGAUAUCAUUGUGACAUCUGUGGUAAAUCAUUCAUUGAAAAUAGUUACUUAAAUAUACACAAACGUAUUCAUACAGGAGAGAAACCAUAUUAUUGUGAUAUCUGUGGUAAAUCAUUCAUUGAAAAUACUGCUUUAAAAAAACACAUUCGUAUUCAUACAGGAGAGAAGCCUUAUCAUUGUGAUAUCUGUGGUAAAUCAUUCUCUAACAGUAGUCAUUUAACUAGACACAAACUUAUUCAUACAGGAGAGAAACCAUAUUGUGAUAUUUGUGGUAAAUCAUUCCUUGACAAUAGUUACGUAAGUAUACAUAAACGUAUUCAUACUGCGGAAAAACCAUAUCAUUGUGAUAUCUGUGGUAAAUCAUUCUUGCGAAGUGGUCAGGUUAUUGUGCACAAACGUACUCAUACAGGAGAGAGACCAUAUCAUUGUGAUAUCUGUGGUAAGUCAUUCUCUCAAAGUAUUCAUUUAACUGGACACAAACGUAUUCAUACAGGAGAGAAACCAUAUCAUUGUGAUAUCUGUGGUAAAUCAUUCUCUGAAAAUACUGCCUUAACAAAACACAAUCGUAUUCAUACAGGAGAGAAGCCAUAUCAUUGUGAUAUCUGUAGUAAAUCAUUCUCGAACUGCAGUCAGUUAACUGAACACAAUCGUAUUCAUACAGGAGAGAAACCAUAUCAUUGUGAUAUCUGUGGUAAAUCAUUCUCUCAAAAUACCGCCUUAACGAAACACAAUCGUACCCAUACAGGAGAGAAACCAUAUCAGUGUGAUAUCUGUAGUAAAUCAUUCUCUAACAACAGUCAGUUAAUUGAACACAAUCGUAUUCAUACAGGAGAAAAACCAUAUCAGUGUGAUAUCUGUGGUAAAUCAUUCUCUCAGUGUGGUAGCCUAAAAUCCCAUAGAAGUAUUCAUAUGGGAGAGAAGCCACAUCACUGUGAUAUCUGUGGAAAAUCAUUCUCUAGAAGUAGUCACUUAUCUAGGCACAAACAGAUUCAUACAGGAGAGAAACCAUAUCAUUGUGAUGUCUGUGGUAAAUCAUUCUCUCAAAGUAGUCACUUAAAAAUACACAUUCGUAUUCAUACAGGAGAGAAACCAUAUCACUGUGAUAUCUGUGGUAAAUCAUUCUCUACCAUUAGUCAUUUAUCUAGACACAAACGUAUUCAUACAGGAGAGAAACCAUAUUGUGAUUGUGAUAUCUGUGGUAAAUCCUUCUCUCGAAAUAGUUUGUUAAUUAGACACAAACGUAUUCAUACAGGAGAGACACCAUAUCACUGUGAGGUCUGUGGUAAAUCAUUCUCCGACCAAAGUGGCUUGACUUCGCAUAAACGUAUUCAUACAAAGGAAAAACCUUAUCACUGUGAUGUCUGUGGUAAAUUAUUUUCUCAAAGUUGUAAUUUAACUGCACACAAACGUAUUCAUACGGGAGAGAGGCCAUAUCACUGUGAGGUCUGUGGUAAAUCAUUCUUCUACAGAAGUCAUUUAACUGCACACAAACGUAUUCAUACAGGAGACAAACCAUAUCACUGUGAUAUCUGUGGUAAAUCAUUCUCUCAAAAUAGUGUGUUAACUACACACAAACGUAUUCAUACAGGGGAGAAGCCAUAUCACUGUGGUAUGUGUAGUAAAUCAUUCUCUGACAGUAGUUUGUUAGCUAGACACAAACAUAUUCAUACAGGAGAAAGAUCAUAUCACUGUCAGAUUUGUGGUAAAUCAUUCUCUGACAGUAGUGUCUUGUCUUCACACAAAUGUCUUCAUACAAAGGACAAGCCAUAGUAUUGUUCAUUGUAGAAAAUCAUUUUCUGAAUGCAGGAAGGAAAACAUAUCAUUGUUAUAUCUGUGGUAAAUCAUUCUUUCAAAAUAGUACCUUAAUGAAACACAGAAGUAUUCAUAUAGGAGAGAAAAGAAAAGGAUAAUUUCAUGUUUACUAUAUACUUUUAAUAUUCCUGUGUAUUUUGCAAUGGAAAUUCUGACUAUAAUGUUUUCAAAAAUAUUCUUAAUUUUGUUUUUGCAAUUUUCAUCUGCCAUUUCUUUGACCACUCAUACACUUCAUUUCCAUGAUGUAAGGACCUCUAUACCAAAACUCCUCCUCCUGUCAACCCUUCACAUGAUUCUUUAUUGAAUUAUGCAUCCUCACAUUUUAUUCAUUGUUUAUCUUUUAAAUGCUUCACUCAAUAAAUGUUAUACAAUAAUAUCUGUUAUGACUUUUUCAUACACAGGAAUAUUGUAAAGUUGUUAAAUAUGUAUAUAAACAAUGACCCCAAGUACAAAACAGAAGAGACCACAAAGGCAUAAGUAUAGUUUAGUGCCCCACACCAGACUGAAUUCUUGUUAGUUUCUGAACAAUGGUUUCUUUAAAUCAAACGGUGCAGAGAUACAUUUUCAAGGGUCCAGAUAAGGAUUAUUUUUAUAAAAUUGAGAAAAUACGUUUUGGAGGAGAUUCUGUUCAUUCUCAACCACACCUUAUUUUUGUCAACCCUAACUUCAGAAUUAUUUCCAUAAAAUGAGCAGUAAACAUUUGAUUACGUAUGUAUCUGGUAACAUACAAGCCGGAUUGGCUACAUACUCACUAGAAAGUAGAAUAGGCAGAUACUUGUGAUUGCAAAGUAAUUCCCUGGUUAAAAAUGGACUUCACAACAUAGGUUAGCAGUUAGUGAUUUGAAACCUAGAGCUAGAAGGUCUGAAAUAUUUCAACCAAUCUGGAAGUCCUGGAAGCUUGUGUAUAGUUAUAACAUCCCUCGGUCUCAAGAGACCAUGGAUCUGCACCUGAAGAAAUUGUCUCAGUUGCUGACACACUAGAGUGGCAGUCACACAGCGAUUGCAUUUGAAGGUACUCUCUGCCAGCGCUACUGUUUUGUAUGCUUUUCUUUGAUGGCAAGAUCCUGUUUUUCUCCCUCUGUUUCAUCCCCUUUCAUAGUAUUUGUCUCCAAUGAGGGCGAUCAUUUGCAACCUCCUCCCAUCUCAGGACAUUCAGAUCCAUAUCUGUCUUGCAAACGUCCUUGAAACAAAAAUGAGAUCAUCCUCAUGCUCUUGUACUGGUGGCCAAUUCUCCAUACAAGACGUCAUGCACAGACGAUGCUACUGGAGCAGGCUGGAUAUAUUGGGUAUUUUGGAGCAGUAGAGGACUUUGAUGUUGGUGAUGUGGUUGGUUCUUUUGAUAUCCAAAGAUGAAUCUUAAAUUGCAAAGGUGGAAGAUGUUGAGAUACUGCUCCUGUCUGGAGUAGAGGCUCUAUGUCUCUCUGUUAUAAAGUAGUUACUAGGGACACGUGUUAGAGACAACAGUCUUGGUGUUUGUGGCCAGUUUCCUGUUUCUCUGGACUCUCUGAGAGCCUGGCAAAUGUGGAGGAUGCUUGUUCAAUUUGCUUGCUGAUCUCAGGGUCCAGAAAGAGGUCAUCAGAGAGUCAUGCUCUAGGAAUAUCUUGUUAAAAACUCAUGCAAUUUCGUCCAGAGUCUCCAUCUUGAUUUCCCUCCAUAUUGCCAACUGCUCCAGCUCUCGGUCGAUCUCUGAGACACGUGCGCUUCUGGUAGUGCAUCACAUCCACUGUCAAUGGUCCUCAAUUGUGUUUCACUGAGAUGCUACCCAAGUGGGGUCAAUGAAUUAAUACCUUUCACAAAUAUACCUCAGACUAUGUAGAUUCUGAGGACAUAGGAAUUUUUUUUGAGGGGGAAACAAUUGGGGGUUAUUUUUGAGAACUGUUCCCCACUCAGGGGUGUUUCAGAACAAGUCAUCCAUAUUUGUUUCAUUUUCUCCGUUUUGUGCGUGUGUGCAUCAGAAUAUUUUUCAA